CCACUUUAGAAGACGUGAGUCUUGGCCAUGAACUACUAUUAGUAAGUGCAAGUCAGAGGAGAAAAUCACGUGCCUAGAAAACCCUUUCUGCCUGGCCUCCUAUCAAACACAGUAGGCUAAAUUAGCAAUAGUCAAACUCUUAAAAUUUCUGUAAUACGUUUUUAUUAUUUUUUCACUAUCAUAUCCAGGAUUCCUGCGUCGCAGCCAGUUAUUGUUGUUAUUGAGCAUGUGGGACUGUCUGUUCCUGUAGAGGCGGUUAGUAAUGAGUGGGCUGUUCCUGUCGGUAUUUGCACAGUUAGAGCGUAGGCUUGCUCGCGCACGCUAGCCCACGCACCCGCGCGAGGAGCCUCAGGUGGCAGCGGCGUGCAGGACCUGUGCUGUGUGAAACGGGAUGAAUUUCUCCGCGCUGUGUAAACUCCGCUGGGGAGCAGGGAGAGUGAGAGUGUAUCGGGCUGUGUCGGAAUAGCUCGCUUUACCAUGUAGUCCAGUUGCAGACGUUCUCAGCCAAAAAGUGUUUGAUCUCGAAUCCGUGUAAAAAAAAAAUGCAUCUCUUUCGGAGUUACAAUUACCAAGUGUUUCCUGAUCGCUAUUCUGUGGAGAAAGCGGCUAUCAGGGGCAUCAGCUGGACACCACUGCCUGAGGCCUUGGACACACAGGACCCUAUAAAGCAGUUUUUGUCUGAUCGGAUCUUAAAGGCAGCUCGGGUGGUGUACAGUACACUGAUGGAAAGAAAUCCAGGUCUAAUCAGAGACAGGAAACAUCACCUUAAGACCUACAGACAGUGUUGCAGUGGGAAGGAGCUUGUUGACUGGCUGAUGAAGCUGAAUGACUGUUCCCAGUCCCGGAGUCAGGCAGUUGGCAUGUGGCAGGUGUUAGUGGAUGAGGGCAUUAUUGUAAAUGUGAAGCAAGAGUUGAACUUCCAUGACAAAGACACACAGUUUUACCGAUUUAUGGAGACAGAGUUUGAUCUGAAUAACACAACCAGUGAAAAGGACUCAAAAGAAGAAGAGCUUCAAGAAGGUCUAUCACUCUUGGUCCAGAUGGGCCCUGAUGCUCUUCUGAAUAUGAAACUCCGCAAAUGUCCAAGCCAAAGAUCAGCUGAGGAUGUGGAAGUCAUCUAUGAGGAGCUGUUGCAUGUCAAGGCUGUCGCCCAUCUGUCUACUUCUGUGCGCAAAGAGCUGGCCGCAGUGCUUGUGUUUGAGUCCUAUGCCAAGGCAGGCACAGUGUUGUUCAGCCAGGGAGACAAAGGCACAUCCUGGUACAUCAUCUGGAAGGGGUCUGUUAAUGUUAUCACACAUGGCAAGGGCUUGGUGACCACCCUGCAUGAAGGAGAUGACUUUGGCCAGCUUGCUUUGGUGAAUGAUGCUCCUCGUGCUGCCACCAUCAUAUUGAGGGAAGACAACUGUCAAUUUCUUAGAGUAGACAAGCAAGAUUUUAUUCGAAUACUCAAGGACGUGGAGGCAAAUACAGUACGUUUGGAGGAACACGGGAAAGUCGUCCUUGUCCUCGAGAAAAGCUCAGGCCAAGGGGCACCCCAUCAGGGAGGAAGCAGCAACAAGUAUACAGUGAUGUCAGGAACACCAGAGAAGAUUCUUGAACAUGUCCUGGAGACAAUUAAACUGGAUGCCAAUGGCUGUGUUCCCAUAGAUCCCUGUGUUAGUGACUUCCUUCUAACACACCAAGUAUUCAUGCCCUCUUCACAGCUCUGCCCUGCCCUUCAGCAUCACUACCACACUGAGUCAUCUGAAGGCUCUGAGUUGGAAAAAGCAGCUUAUGCUCUCAACACCAAGCAAAAAAUUGUGAAACUAGUGAGCCAGUGGGUGGCACUCUGUGGCUCACAGCUGAAGGAAGACCCUGUGGCCUCCCACUUCCUGGAGAAACUGAAAGAAGAGGUGAUGGAUGACACAAGACUCUCAAGCAUGCUUAAAGAACAGCUGAAGGAUAGGAGAAAAACCCGAGUGCCAGAGAAUGGAUGCCAAACCCUUACGAAGUUGAAUCAAAAAUUUGAUUGGUUUGCCACUUAUGAGGAGCCUUUUGGGAAGUGCCAUACAAUCAGAGCUCAAGACAAAGUCUUGUAUGAGAUUUUCAAACCUGAACACAAUGUUCUGACGCUGAUGCUGCCUGUGAACUGCUCAGUCCAGGGCAUUAUGGAUGUUUUGGUGGAUCCAGGUGAAGACCAUGUGGUGGUCAAAAUGAACUCUUCAGGAGAGAGAGUUCCGCUCAAGCUGGAUGCUACAGCCGUUUUCACAUCUCUGGGGCUGAACGAGAGGCUCUUCUUGUGCACUGCAUCUCAGGUGGAGCAACUGACCCCUCUGAAAGAGCAGCUUGGUCCAGAGCAGAGCACUGUUGACUUCCUGGAGCAGAUGUGCUCUAAGGACAUCGCCAGCCACCUCACCAACUACGACUGGGAACUCUUCAUGGCCAUGCAUGAAGCAGAGCUUGUCUACUAUGUUUUUGGGCGGCACAAAUUCCCAGGAGCCACCACAGCUAAUCUGGAGCAAUUUGUGCGACAUUUCAAUGAAGUGCAGUACUGGGUGGUGACUGAACUCUGCUUGUGUGAGGACCUAAUGAAAAGAUCCAUGUUGCUCAAGAAGUUCAUUAAAAUAGCAAUUGUGUUGAAGGAGCAGAAAAACCUGAACUCAUUCUUUGCAGUGAUGUUUGGCCUGAGUAACAGUGCAGUGCAGAGGCUCUAUAAAACAUGGGAGAGAUUGCCAAGCAAAACCAAAAGGAUCUACUGUGCUUAUGAGAGACUACUGGAUCCAUCCCACAAUCACCGAGCGUACAGACUAGCUGUGGCCAAACUCAACCCACCAUACAUUCCCUUCAUGCCUCUGCUACUGAAAGACAUGACAUUUAUCCAUGAGGGCAACAGGAAUUACACUGAUAAUCUGGUCAACUUUGAGAAAAUGCGGAUGAUUGCCAAGACAGUGAAGAUAGUUCGGGAUUGUAGAAGCCAACCUUAUGUGCCUUCAUCCCCCCAGAAGGGCUUCACAGAAAGAAUGUUCUUGGAGUCUCCUGCUAUACGAGUAUCUACUUAUUCUGAGCAGUCGCUGACUUUACGUAGUGUCACCAGCAUAAGACACUACAUCCAGAACCUUAACGUCAUUGAUAAUCAGAAGAAACUGACACAGCUUUCCAGAGUCAUAGAGCAUUAAAUCAUUCACACUCACAUGUGCUGUUCCUUUCAAAAGUCCAGCUCCAUACUGGAGGAGGAAAUCACUUCGAGUUUUUGGCCUGUAGAGGAUAUCCAUGACGAUCUGAAUUGGGAUUGAUGAUUGGAGGUGACUCUUUAUAAAGGCAUUCUCAGAUCAAUGCAUCAGUGCAGAGCUAUCCACUAAUACCUUACAAGUAGUGCCCUCUUUGAAGAACUGUACUCCUUGUGUAUUUUAUAUAUCUGCACUCUUAAACCUUUUGUACCAAUUAGCUGUUAUAAGGAUGGCAUAUUAUGCUGAAACUCCAUAAAGGUUAACCUUAGUAACAUCUUUGAAAGAAGAUAUUAGAGGUCAAUAGAUUGUACAGGCUUUGUCAAUUACUAGCCUAUUUCAGAUGUAUUUCAGGUAAAAUGUGUACAUUUUAUUUUUGCUAAAUAAAUUAUUGAAGUACUGUUUGUAUGAAUGGUUACUUGAUGUCAACACAAAUUUAAACAAAUUUACAAGCACAAGAAACACACUAAGUCAUAAAAAUUGAAAGAUUUAUUUGAAAUGCAAAUUGUAAAAUACCAUACAAAUAAUUAAUCACUUUAACAUCCCUCCAAUUAUCCCCAAUAUGGGGUGAUGUAAUUUUAUGUCAGAUAAGAGUUUUAGUUUAAAAAAAAAAAAUCUCCUUGCCAAAUCAUAUUUACAACUUAAUAAAACAAAAAAGAAACGAUGUG
This is a messenger RNA of Pangasianodon hypophthalmus (striped catfish), 3871 nucleotides long. RefSeq names its product Rap guanine nucleotide exchange factor (GEF) 3 (gene rapgef3). Gene Ontology annotation, biological process: Ras protein signal transduction; positive regulation of GTPase activity. The transcript is spliced from 27 exons. Gene Ontology annotation, cellular component: plasma membrane. Gene Ontology annotation, molecular function: guanyl-nucleotide exchange factor activity. The record is from RefSeq and is a predicted model, not a curated record. Bases 543 to 3155 code for a protein of 870 amino acids. NCBI's taxonomy places the organism in Eukaryota, Metazoa, Chordata, Actinopteri, Siluriformes, Pangasiidae.